AUGCGGCUUCAUAUCGCGGGGCACAUCCUUGAGAAGGACUUGACGGGCGUAUGUGGCUUCUGUGGUCAAGACAAUGGCUGCAUCUCUUGGGUGAACACUCCCCAGACUGGAAAAGCAGCUCAACGGGUUUAUUCCCGAUGCCCUUGGACUCCCAGAUCCGCCAAGGACGAAGGUUCCAUCGUCUCGAUAACCCUGAAUUCGGCUAAGAAAUAUACCUGGAACAUGCCGUGUACCAAUGUGCCGAUGGAGUGCAUAUUCUGUAACCGAUGGGAAUGGAAAUACUCCAUAAGUACCCAUGUUGACGACUUACACGCUGCGGACGCGAAACUGAGGAAGACCGACUCGAAAGGUCCACAGUUUCUACAGAGCAUUAGUGUGGGCGAAGGCGAGAAGAAAGCUGUGGGCGCAAUGCUCCAAAAGGAUCUAAAAAGAGUGGGUGGUGGUGCACACAAGGCCAAGGUGGUGUUUCGUGGGAAUACCACGGGAAGAACUGGAGCCAGAGGCAAGGGUGGCAAAGGAAACCAUCGAGUGGACACCCCCAGCGAAUCGAGAGAUUCUUCCAGCGACUCGAGCGAUGAUUCCUCCAUCGAGUCUGACAGUGGUGAUGAUGAGGAAGAGAACGUGAUUGAGGACGACGAGGAGGACAACGAACAGGGGGACGAAGAAGAAGAAGAAGAAGAAGAAGAAGAAGAAGAAGAAGAAGAAGAAGAAGAAGACGACGACGACGAGAAAGAGGAACAGAGAGAAGUCGGCGGCGAGGGGGCGGCGGGUGGUAACGACCACCGCGCGUCUAUGGAAGUUUUGUGUAUAAGUAGGUUUGGCCGAACAGUAACGAAGAAGAGGAAGUGGAAGGAAGGCUAG
This is a messenger RNA of Ectocarpus siliculosus, 861 nucleotides long. Lineage: Eukaryota; Phaeophyceae; Ectocarpales; Ectocarpaceae. The record is from the annotation of a GenBank genome assembly.